Penicillium cataractarum is the source of this 645-nucleotide messenger RNA. RefSeq lists its product as uncharacterized. The record is from RefSeq and is a predicted model, not a curated record. The transcript has a single exon. The coding region runs from base 1 to 645 and encodes 214 amino acids. NCBI's taxonomy places the organism in Eukaryota, Fungi, Ascomycota, Eurotiomycetes, Eurotiales, Aspergillaceae.
AUGCCGCCCUCACGUCAGCUCCUCCCACUCCUUAGCUCCUUGGGCAACUCGCGAUGGGCCCUCACUCGCACACUCCGUAGCGACAACCCGCUCGACCUAAACGGUGAACUCCGCGGCACGGCGACCUUCGCCCCGCUUCCCAACACUGCCGACCGCGACUGGCUAUACAGCGAAGAGGGCGAGAUACCUUCAGCAGUUACCGGGGGUGCUGCGCAACCUGGUCUGCGAUGGACUAAGAAGUACAUCUGGCGCGAUGGCGACGCCGGGCGCAUUAGUGUGUGGUUCGUCAAGAUUGCUCCGGGGCCCGAGGAGGCGGACUACCUCUUUCACAACUUUGACUUUGCCGAUGCGAUGGCCAAGCCUGAGGGUUCUGGCGAGGUAGAGGAGGCUGGAAGGGGAAAAGAGGAAGGAAAUGCCGAGUUCAUCACUCCACCGACACCUCCUACGAUUACUACGAGCGAUGUCGAGACGACGGUUCUCAUGGCCCGUGGGGAUCACCUCUGCAUUAACGAUAUGUACCGCACUGCAUACGCCUUCCGAAUCCAAUCAGAAACCGGGGAGGUGCUGAGCUGGGCUAGUCGGCAUGUCGUUAAGGGUCCGAAGAAGAACCAGGACAUUAUCAAUCGUUACGAGAGAGCGGUAUGA